AUGAAGAAUAGAAGGAUGUUUAAGUGGGUUGUAUAUCUACUUGACCUACCUAAGUUGAUCGGGGGCUCUCCGUCUUUCGGUCUCACAACACAACCAUUGAAGAACGACCCAACCCUAACCAUCGUUGCUGCAGUUUGUGUUUCACCAUCGUCGAAACCAAGAACCCCGUCGUCGUCGCUCAUUGACGUCCGUCAAUACUCUGCCAUCAAUCGACUGAGUGAUUGCCUCCAAUUCGACGUUCACCUGCACCAAAUCCACCGGUUCAUACUGAUGUUCGAUAAAAUUCCCCAGUGA
This is a messenger RNA of Lactuca saligna, 294 nucleotides long. The record is from the annotation of a GenBank genome assembly. NCBI's taxonomy places the organism in Eukaryota, Viridiplantae, Streptophyta, Magnoliopsida, Asterales, Asteraceae.